CUCCCAAUCUGGCGAACGUUUUUUCAAAGAACUUAUCAGUUUGUCUACGUUUUUCUUGGAUGAUCUCUUAAAUUUCAGUGUAUUUCGAAUUUGAUUGGCAAAGAUACCUAGAUCGGUACAAAAUUAAUGCCGGCAGCUGUACAAAAUUUCAAAUUAACUCCAUUGGUAGGUCGCGAACUGUUCGGUUACUUUCGUAGUUCACGUCGAAAGGUUAUUUAAUUCUUACGAGUUGGCAUCACUGUGCCGAGUGAAUAGCAGCGGGUCCCGAGUAGCUGUAAUGUUAAAUUUCUUUGUGUAUUAAUUUAAGUGUAUUUUAUAGUGCCUUAUUUCUACGAAAAAAUACUGUGAUAAACCCAAAAUGAGAGUGAAAUAGUUUUUCUAACAAUUUUAACCACCUUGAAACCGUAUAAGAUCUGUGAUGUGUAUUAGACGAGCUAAGCUGACAAAAAAGUGAUAAAAUAUGGAAAUUUUGAGAAUAGCGUGCCUUUGUAUAUUUCUCUAUUUUGUUAGAGCACAAUUGACUUCAGAUAAACUUACUACCUUCAGAAGCUAUGACAACCACAAACCUAAUUUCACAAAGUGUGCAGAAUAUAAGCCCUCAGUGCAAGAAGAAGAGAAGGAUGCUUUUGUAUUACAGGUUAACGCAACAGACAGCGAUCCACCAGAAAAUGGGGGCACAGUCACAUACAAAAUUAUGCAGAAAGAGGGAGAACGUGUAUACUUCACCAUCGAUAACGUAACUGGAGAGAUCAGGAACGUUAACGCUUUUGAUCGAGAUGAACCUUAUCGACAGAAAGAGGUGUACUUGAGUAUACAAGCCACCGAUAAUGGCAGGCCACCACUUGCUGACAUAUGUACCUUCAAAGUGACAAUAAGUGAUAUCAACGACAACGCUCCAAGCUUCGACCAAGCGAGCUACCGUACCCAAGUAUCUGAAGAUCUCAAACCCAACAGUGAAGUUGUAAGAGUGUUCGCCUUCGAUUCUGACGAUGGAGAAAAUUCAAGACUGACCUACAGCUUUGCCAAGAAUAAUCCUAGAUUUGCCGAGUAUUUCCGCAUAGAUAGCAACACUGGUGUCAUUUAUUUGAAGCAAUCGCUCAAAUCUAACCAGGGGUUGAAGUUUGACGAGACCAUUGCUGUCAGCGAUAAUGGUGCUGAGCCCAAGAACAACUAUGCCGAUUUAUCUAUUGUUGUUGUCGGUUCUGACAAGCAGUCGCCGAAAAUCAACGCUGAUAAACCAUCCAUCACCCUGAAUGAAGACUUCAAUUCCUAUGAGACCACUCUGAUCACCUUGGAAGCCGACUCGAAUAUUAAAGACAAAAGUGUGGUAUUCGAAUUAAUGAAAGGAAAAACGAGACAGACCAACAUGGAUUCUACAUUUGUUCUGACCCAACACGAUACAAAAGCUGAGAUAACGCUCGGUAGACCUUUGGAUUACGAAACAGUACCUGAUUAUAGUUUAACUGUAAUUGUCAGAAAUAAAGAAGGUCUCAGUACUUCUACAACUUUGAAGGUUAUCAUAAAAGAUGUUAAUGAUGAAAUGCCCACAUUUAUUGAUUUGUUGAAAGGCAGUGUAGUCGAAAAUGACAUUGAAGGUGCAGUGGCUAUGCAGGUUAAGGCUGAUGACAAAGAUGGCACUUCUCCUAAUAAUCUGGUAAAAUACGAGCUCCUAACCUACACAGAUUUUUUCGAAAUUGACGAAGAGACAGGUCACAUAAGGGCAAGAACGAAAUUCGAUAGAGAAUUUGAAAGUGUUUACCACGUCCAAGUCAGGGCAUAUGAUGGUGCUCCCAGUGCCUUGAAAAAAAAUUCUACUGAACCCAAUUCGGCUGUUCAAACCUUCCAGAUUAGCAUUGAGGACAAGAAUGAUAAUGCUCCAGUUUUUCAGCAAUCUCCAUAUUUCGUUCAUAACAUAUCUGAAAGCUCUGAUUGUGGUAGUAUCGUAGUGGAGGUUCAAGCUGUGGAUAAAGAUACUGCUUCUCUUAUUACGUACAAAAUUGUUGACGGUAAUGUUGGAGAUGCAUUUGUCAUUGAAAAUACUACUGGUAGAAUAAAAGUCAAUAAAAAGUUGGAUUUUGAAAAGGUAGAAAGUUACAAUUUGACUGUGAUGGCUCAUGAUGGCAUUUACAACGACACAACUAAGGUUCUCAUUAAUAUUUUAAAUGAAAAUGAUGAACCUCCCAAAUUCGAGAAGUACGACUCUAAAAUUUAUAUUGAUGAAGAGAGGAUUUACCCCAAUUGUGUAUUAAAUUUAACGGCGUAUGAUCCAGAUAUCAAAAAUAGAUCAGAAAAUCAACGAAUAAGUUAUGAAGUCCAACAGGACUUUCUUAAAAUUGACUCUGAUGGAUGCUUGACUAUAAUCAAGCCUUUAGAUAGAGACUUACCUAAUGGUACUCCACAAGUGCAAGCUUACGUCAUUGCUUAUGAUAGUUUUGGACCCACACCACUGAAGUCUUUUGCUGAAGUCAAUUUUUAUUUAAGAGACAUUAACGACAAUGCUCCUUUCCUUAAUGUGACUGAAGUGGUUUAUUAUGAAAAUAAAUCUCCUGCCUUAGUGACGAUGCUUUCUGCAGAUGAUUAUGACAGUGAGAUAAAUGGUCCCCCAUUUACCUUUUUAUUAGAUGAUUCUGCAGAACAAAUCAUAAAAGAUAGGUUCUAUAUAGAAAAUGGGGCUCUUUAUGCCAAUAGUAUAUUUGACAGAGAAGAGAGAAAAUAUUACAAUCUGCCAAUUGCUAUAACUGAUCACGGAUCAAAUCCACAAACUGGGGUUAGCUAUCUCAAAGUAAUAAUUGGUGACGAAAAUGACAAUAUAGCACAGUCUGGUUCAAGUUUCAUUACAGUUUACAAAUAUGCAGAAUUGUCUGAAGAUAUAACGAUUGGAAGGGUAUAUGUCGAGGAUCCAGAUGACUGGGAUCUUCUAGACAAAGUGUUCCAAUUCAAAAUAGAAAAUCCAAAUUUCUAUUUAAAAUCAGACGAGAGGGGAAUGAUUGUCAUGCAUAGCUAUACAGAAGGUGGAUUUUAUACUUUGGAGUUUUACGUUACUGAACAUCAUCCUCCAAACAUUAUGAAUAACAGGGUGGAAGCUAAAGUUGAUGUUCUGGUGAAAGUGAUUCCAAAAGAAGCUGUCAUAAAAUCAGGUUCUAUCAGGCUUAACGGAACGACUAUGGAUAAAUUGAUCGAAAGAAAUGAACAGAAUCUCAGCAAGUUGGAUAUUCUUAGGAAAGAAGUUUCUUCUUUUGUGAAUAAAACUUUGGAGAAUGUCGAUGUAUUCACGGUUUUGCAAUCUGGCCCGUACAUCGACAUAAGAUUUUCUGCUCAUGGUUCACCUUACUUGGUACCGGAUUAUUUGAAUAACAAAAUAUCGGAUAAUCAAGAAAAGUUGGAAAAGGAAUUGGGCAUUCAUAUGCAUAUGAUUGGCAUAAGCGAAUGCUUGUCCGAAGCUGCUUGCGAUGGACUCUCUUGUUCGAAUGAUCUUAAGAUCAAAUCUGAACCAGCUGUAGUCUUUACCAACAAGACCUCAUUUGUCGGUGUUAAAGCAGUAGUGGAGAAGAUUUGUGAAUGCAGAACCCCUAUACCUAAUAGCUGCUACAACGGAACCAUUCUUGACAGUGGCCUUUGCGAUUGUCCAGUCGGAAGUGAUGGACGUAACUGUGAAAUUUCUGCCAUCGGAUUCAGUGGAGACAGUUGGGCAAUGUAUCCUACAUUUGAGGCAUGUUCAACCCAGACCAUCAUCUCGUUGACUAUUUUUCCUCAGACUCCGAACGGUUUGAUUUUCUACACAGGGCCUUCAACUUUGUCACAAGCAGAAGCUUCCAAAGAUUUCUUAUCUCUUGAAUUGCGUGAUGGUUCGGUGGUUUUGAAGCUCGAUUUUGGCCAUGGUCCUCUGGAAAUUGUGGCUAAAGGUGAUAAAGACCUCAAUGAUGGUGCUUCCCAUUACAUCGAAAUUACGUAUGAUAAAAAAGAGGUACAAUUAAUGGUGGACAAAUGUGGCAGUAACUGCCUCAAAUGGCAGAGUUUGCCACUCCAACAGGGACUGUUGAACGUUAACGGCCCACUUCAGAUAGGCGGUAUGAAAAGAUAUUACAAUGACGAAGAAUUUAGGAUAAUUUCGGAUCAAGCAGCACCGACAAGUAGAGGAUUCAUGGGUUGCAUCAGAGACUUCACUUACAACGGCUUCUUGUACAAUUUGGGUGAACCAGCUGAUCAUGGAUCUGCUAUUCAUAUCAAUUGCAAUUAUAGUUUUGCCGAGGCUGUCGUUUUUGGUAUCGAUUCUAAUUUCCUAGUUGCAGUUCUAGUUUGUGUGGCAUUAUUCAUUGUCCUUCUAUUGGCGGUCGUUGUCUAUAGAAGGAAACAGGACAACUGCAAUGAGAAGGAUAUAGAUGACACAAGAGCCACAAUCAUCAACUAUGAAGACGAAGGUGGCGGUGAAAGUGAUGCCAGUUUCGAUUUAUCGGUUCUUAGGCCUACGAAUUUGUACGAAAAGCAACCAAUUAAGGAGAAUUUCCAAAGUCAGGAAGUUUUGGCAGCUUUACCAGCAUUUUUGGACAAUAAAAAAGAUAAUUGUGAUAAAGACCCUAACAACUUACCAUACGAUGACGUUCGUCACUAUGCAUAUGAAGGUGAUGGUAACAGUACUCGUUCGCUAUCGUCGUUGGCCUCUUGUACAGACGACGGGGAUUUGAAGUUCAAUUAUUUGUCAAAUUUCGGACCACGAUUCCGCAAAUUGGCAGAUAUGUACGGUAAUGACAAUAGUGAUGAUGACAGCCAAGAUGGUGGAGAGGAAUCUUGGUGUUAGAACUUUGCCCGAUUUUCAAAGCUAGUACUUACUAUUCGUUAGUUUUUGACCAAAGAUUAAAAACAAUUUUUGGAAGCACUGAGCUCGAAUUAAUUUAUUAAUAUUUUUAUAGAGUCGGAUUGUUUUUUUUUUUUUUUUGUUGUUUCGAUUUGAAAAAUCCUUGAACUAUUCCCGGGUUUACAACAUUGAAUGAACUAUGAAGUAAUAACUCGAUUUGUGCUGACUUCGGUACAAUGUCAGACAAGUUGAUUCAUUGUCAUUUGUAAUAUAACUUUGAAAAUUCAAUAUACAAAGAACUCUAUAGAAAACACUACUGUCUUCAAAAGAUAGAUGUGCAAUUGACAUGAAGUGGGACAUGUUUUUUUUUUCAGUUCGUGUUAGAAUUGGAUCAGUAUUUUCAGGUUUUUUUGUUUUCUAUAGAGUCCUGAAAAUGAAACAUUCCUUAUAUCGAUGUGAUUAUUGAGGCAGCCAUAACUGAAUUUUUUUUUAAAUUUAUUUAUUAGUUUGAGUGUAUGUGAUCUAUGUUGAGAUGAUUGAUUUUGUUAUUAAGGGUAGAUCAACUUGAGAAACACCAAUUUCUCACUAAUUUUACAAACGACGAAUAUUCUCCAGUAUAAGUACCAAAAUUUUAUUUUCAUUGAUAUAAAAACUUAUUUUCUAAGUUAGAAAAUUGCAAUUAGACCAGCAGUGCAACAAAAUCAAAAUAAAAGUGCCUUCACCUUGCAAUACAUCCGCUUUUGAAUAUAUCGCUAGAAUAAAGCUAUUUUUGCCUUAGUAUGUAAUGGGCUUCUUUUUUAUAUAUUUAUUUUGUUUGAUGAAACAAGUUGGGACUUUUUAUUCAUUCCAAUCAGUUUCUUAUUCGAAACAUUUCGAAAAUGAGCUGGUAGCUUAGAAGAUCAUUCCUUUAUUUUAUUAGUUGAUAUGACCUGACCUCAAAACAACCUGAUUUUGUUUGUAUAAAUUAUUCCACAUUAUUAAAACCUUUAAUGAAAUUCCAGCCAUUCAACAAACUUGCUAGAUCAUUUGUAUGAAUUAUUUUUAUAUUAUGUUGUAGUGAAUGGAAUUUUAUUAAAGUUUUGUCAAUAUAUCGUAUUGUUUUUUUUUUUCAAUAUUGAGCAAGGUGAAAUCGAUUGAAAUGUUGGUGCCUUUAAAAUCCAACAUUCCCAAAUGUUUUGGAAAUUCCUAUAUUAACACUUAAUUGUAGCAUAGUAUCUUGUAUUUAUUAUAAUUCUAUAUUUUUUGAUAAGCUUCCGGUGUUGAAUACGUAUGGUAGCAUAUAUUGAGCAUUCUCAUUUGAUUUUUUUCGUGAAAACAUUUUAUCUCCUGAAUUUUUCAAUGUAUUUGUCUAUGUAGAAACUGGUGCUAAUUUUUGGAGAAGCAUUUUCUGCAGCUUCAGUUUCUGAAAGCAAGAUUUGCAAAGACAAUAAAUAUUUGGAUCCUCGAUUUCGUAAAUUGUAAAUAAAACAUUGUAUUUUUCCUUUGUCUGGUGGCUAUUUGAGGAAUGGUGAUUCCAGUCCAAUUUUCAGAUAUUUGUUUUAUCCACGUUUUCUUCAUUAGUUUCGAACUGAUUUAUUCAAGGUAGAUUAUAAGAUAAUUCAUUAUCAGUAUUAAAUAUUUGAAUCAGCUAAAAUCUUACAUUCCAACGCUAAUUAGUUGAAUACUGUAGUGCCAUAACUAUGUUCAAAUUUCCAAAACCUUAAUUUUAUUCUAAAUGAAGUGGCACAUAAGUUUUUUUAAUACUUUAUUAAAGAAAAGUACUGGAUACUUGUCUAUUAUGUCACUGCCAUCAGAAACAAGUUUUUUCAUUCAUAUUCUUGCAGUUGUAAUACGAGUUUGAGUAAGUAAAUUCGAAAAGAGCAUUGCUCUAAUGCUUAUUUUUAUAUGAUAAUUUUGUAUAUUGCUAUUUUCUAUGUUAUAUAGUUGUUAAUUAUAUUCUGAAGAAUUACUGUAUAUAUUUAUACCACAAACUUAAGCGAAAUAAAUGAUUUCCACAAA
Messenger RNA from Harmonia axyridis, 6790 nucleotides. RefSeq names its product DE-cadherin (gene shg). Gene Ontology annotation, cellular component: catenin complex; adherens junction; plasma membrane. Gene Ontology annotation, molecular function: cadherin binding; calcium ion binding. Gene Ontology annotation, biological process: multicellular organism development; calcium-dependent cell-cell adhesion; cell-cell junction assembly. The transcript is spliced from 13 exons. The record is from RefSeq and is a predicted model, not a curated record. Lineage: Eukaryota; Metazoa; Arthropoda; Insecta; Coleoptera; Coccinellidae. Bases 461 to 4795 code for a protein of 1444 amino acids.